Messenger RNA from Paramormyrops kingsleyae, 5447 nucleotides. RefSeq names its product sortilin related VPS10 domain containing receptor 3a (gene sorcs3a). The record is from RefSeq and is a predicted model, not a curated record. Lineage: Eukaryota; Metazoa; Chordata; Actinopteri; Osteoglossiformes; Mormyridae. Gene Ontology annotation, molecular function: protein binding. Gene Ontology annotation, cellular component: membrane.
UUCAGCUCCACCCCUAUGUGGCGGCUCACUUGAUCAGAUCCUUGAACGUGAACCGUUUAGCUGAGAAGCACUUUUGCUGGAGCCCGGAGAACACAGGGAUACGGCGAGGAGGUCUCUACUUCGCAGGAGUUGCUCUUUUCCGCUUAGUCUUAUAGAAACGGUGUUUUUACAAAAGAGCUCAUUUUCCAGACUGCAUCGAUGAUGGGAACUAAGGCUGCCUUACAUCUUGCUCUAUGUAUCUGGCUUCUAAUCUCGGCUCAUAUUAUAAUGACCGCUGAUGCUGCGAUUACUUGCGCGUCUUGUCAAUUGGCAAUUCACCUAAACCGGGAAGAAUUACUGCGGGAAAAACGAAUGAAUGAAGGAGAGACGGGAUUUGCACUUAAAGAGCAAUUCGGCGAGGAAUUCCCACGAACGAGAUAUUUUGCUGAUAAAAGAGAGGUACUUUAUAGAUCAGACGAAUUCGGGGUGCCUGACCAUGUAAAGAAAUGGUCUGCGGAUGCGGGAGAUGGAGUUUCAGAACUAUUCCCGCAUAAUCCGUCUCAGGCAAGUGAAAAAGUAAGACUUGACGGCGAUAAAAGCGACACGGGGGGGAAGCAAUUAGGGGAGAAGAGUUCGGCGUUUCUGCGGCCGAAGCGGAGCGAAGCAGAAGUAGGUGAAUUUUCCCAAAGUGUGAGAAGCGGCGACGCUUUAAUGGAUGGAGCGCAAGACAGGAAAGCAGCUGGCCCGAUGUUCGAGGGACACAGGCAGGGCAGGUCCGAGUUCACCUGGGCCGGGGAUGAUGGUAAAGUGAUAAAUCCUCGACAAGAUGAGCCCAAAGUUACCAGCACCACCUUUGCAUUGACGGGGGAUUCCGCGCACAACCAGGCUAUGGUGCACUGGUCUGGACACAACAGCAGCGUGAUCCUAAUCUUGACCAAGCUUUAUGACUUCAACUUGGGAAGCGUGACAGAAAGCUCUUUAUGGAGGUCAACAGACUAUGGGACCACUUAUGAAAAAGUAAAUGACAAAGUGGGAUUAAAGACAGUGCUGAGCUACUUGUAUGUCUGCCCAACAAAUAAAAGAAAGAUAUUGGUGCUAAGUGACCCGGACCACGAAAGCAGCAUCCUGAUCAGCUCUGAUGAGGGUGCAAGCUAUCAGAAAUUCCGGAUGAACUUUUAUAUUCUGAGUCUUCUAUUUCACCCAACGCAAGAAGACUGGGUGUUGGCAUACAGUCAUGAUCAUAAGCUGUACAGUUCGGUUGAUUUUGGAAGAAAGUGGCUUCUAGUCCAUGAACACGUAACACCAAACAGAUUCUACUGGGCAGUAAUAGGUUUGGACAAGGAGUUAGACCUGAUUCACAUGGAAGCCCACACAGCCAAUGGACGGGCACAAUAUGUAACAUGCAAGGUUCAAGGAUGCUCUGACUCAAGCAGAAAUGAUCCUUUCCCUGGAUAUAUUGACACGAGUUCCCUUGUAGUUCAGGAUGACUACAUGUUCAUUCAGGUUACAACAUCGGGACGAGCGAGUUAUUAUGUAUCAUAUCAGAGAGAACCAUUUAUGAAGAUCAAACUACCUAAAUAUUCCCUUCCAAAAGACAUGCACAUUAUUAGCACAGAUGAGAACCAGGUUUUUGCAGCAGUGCAGGAGUGGAAUCAGAAUGACACAUAUAAUCUAUAUAUAUCUGACACACGUGGAAUCUACUUUACCCUGGCCCUGGAGAAUCUUAAAACCACCCGAGGACUUGAGGGAAACAUUAUGAUCGACUUUUAUGAGGUAGCGGGGAUAAAGGGAAUGUUCAUAGCCAACAGAAAGCUUGAUAAUCAGGUGAAGACAUAUAUCACCUACAACAAAGGCAGAGACUGGCGUUUACUACAGGCCCCUGCUUCAGACCUGACAGGCCAUGACAUUCACUGCACUCUGCCUUUCUGUUCCCUGCAUUUACAUUUGCAGAUAUCAGAAAAUCCUUACACUUCUGGAAGUAUUUUGAGCAAAAGUUCAGCACCAGGCAUUAUCGUGGCUACAGGUAAUAUCGGCUCUGAGCUUUCAUACAAUAAUGUUGGAAUGUAUAUAUCAUCAGAUGCUGGUAAUAACUGGAGACAGAUUUUUGAGGAAGAGCAUAGUGUUUGGUUUCUGGACAAAGGAGGUGCCCUGCUUGCAGUUAAGCAAGCAACAGUCCCUAUCAGGCAUCUGUGGAUCAGCUUUGAUGAAGGCAGACAGUGGAUUCGACAUGGCUUUUCUUUGGUGCCUCUCUUUGUGGAUGGAAUUUUAGUGGAGCCAGGGACAGAAAAUCAGAUAAUGACGUUUUUUGGGCACUUUAGCCAUCAUUCUGAAUGGCAGCUUAUCAAAAUCGACUAUAAAUCCAUCUUCACUAGAAGAUGCACUGAAGGGGACUACCAGACGUGGCAUUUGCACAACCAGGGUGAACCUUGUGUAAUGGGAGAGAAACAAAUCUAUAUGAAGCGUAGACCAGGAAACCGAUGCAUGCUGGGAAAAGACUACUCCAGAAUACUAUCAGCUGAACCUUGCAUCUGUAGAACCUAUGAUUUUGAAUGUGAUUAUGGAUAUGAAAGCCACGGGGAUGGAAAAUGCCUCCCGGCAUUUUGGUUUAAUCCUUCCACAGUGACCAAAAGCUGCAGCUAUGGGAGAAACUUCCUCAACAGCACUGGAUACCGGAAAGUAGCAUCCAAUAACUGUACAAAGGGAGUGAAGGAAAUAUAUACAGCCAAGAAGCAGCAAUGCCCUAACUCAACUCCCAGAGGCCUUCAGCUGAUCACUAAUGACGGGAAGCUGACAGCUACCCUUGGUGCCAACGUUACGUUCCUUGUGCAUCUUGAAGAGGGUGAUUCUAUGAGAACAAACAUUCAGUUGGAUUUUGGGGAUGGCAUAGCGGUGUCCUACUCAAACCUUACCUGGACGAAAGAUGGAAUAAAACAUCUUUACAAAAGUGCUGGAAUAUUUCGAGUUACUGCACUUGCAGAAAACAACCUUGGAUUUGACAGCACUACACUUUACUUACACAUCAGCUGCCCAAUAGAGCAUGUCCAUCUCCUAGCUCCAUUUGUUGCAAUCAGGAAUAAGGAGGUCAACCUCACUGCCGUUGUCUGGCCAAGCUAUCCUAGAACCGUAACCUAUUUCUGGUGGUUCUGGAACAGCACUGAGCCAAUAGUAACCUUGGAAGGAAGCAUUUCCACUACUUUUGCAGCAGAGGGAAUGAAUACAGUUACAGUCCAGGUGUCUUCUGGGAAUAUAAUAUUACAGGAUACAAGAACAAUAGCAGUCCAAGAGUUCUUCAAAUCACUCCUUUUAUCUUUCUCCCCUAAUCUGGAUGAGUACAACCCAAACAUCCCAGAGUGGAGGCAGGACGUAGGAAGAGUAAUUAAGAAGGCCCUUCUACAGGUGGCUGACAUUCCGGAAGAGCAACUCCUGGUAGCUGUAUUUCCUGGUUUGCCAACCGCAGCGGAACUGUUCAUUCUACCGCGCAAAAACUAUUCUGAAGGAAGGAAAAAAAGUGAAGAGGACCUGGAACACAUAUCAGCAAUUCUAGUCAGUGCACUUAAUCAGAAUUUGGUCGAGUUUGAACUGAAGCCUGGCGUUCGAGUCAUUGUUUACAUCACACAGUUAACUUUAGCUCCCCUGGUUGAUUCCAGCCAGAGAAACAGCAGCUCUGCUAUGCUGAUGCUUCUAUCAGUUGUGUUCCUGGGUUUAGCUGUUUUUUUAAUCUACAAGUUCAAAAGAAAAAUUCCAUGGAUAAACAUAUAUGCUGAGGUUAACCACGAGAAAGAGCAGGAGAUGAUUGGCUCUGUCAGCCAAAGUGACAGCACACCGAAAAUAACACUUAGCGAGUUCUCCACUCCCAAGGAGCUGAAAGAGAAAGAACUGGAUGCAAGGAUUAAAGGAGGAAUUGGGAUUGUCAGUGAGAGCACAAGGGAGAUUCCAAACUGCACUAGUGUUUAAAAGAAAAAAAAAAAGUUACACAUUGUACAGCAGUAGUGGAAAUUUGGGGGAGGGGGGUACUUAUUUUGUAAUUCUGAAGGUUCAUGUUAAUAGUUUUGUAAGGACCUCAUUUAUACAGAUUUGCAUGGAUGUCUUGUUUUAUAAGAUUUAUGCGGUCAAUCUAAAUCUGCUUAACAAGGCAUUUUAAGAAAGUUUCCCAUUCAUGUUUAUGUAAAAGUUUGCAGAAGCUGUACACAUGGAAAUUGUUCGAGUAUUUACUCCAGUUGUUCCAUCACUGUUGGAUUUUUUUUAAUUAUUUAAAAAUAUUGGAUACUCAUGAUGGUAAUAAUCAUUACUGUGUUUAUUUAUAUUAAUAGAAAUGUGGUUAUGUUGCUGUCCCACUGCAGCUGGUAUUGGUUGUUACUCAUGAAAACACACAAAUUUAAUUAACGUGGAAAUUAUUUGUUUCCGCUAAAAUAUACACGUUUUCCCAUGUGAUGGUGUUAUGGGUUUAUUGCAGUCUACUGUAGAAUAAUAUAUUUUUUUUUUUAACAUUUCCAAAUUUGCAAAUAUAUUAAAUAUAUAAUUUUCACACUUUUGUAUUGGAUAAGAUAUUUUUUCUUAUUUAAUAACAGUAAGAAAACAAAAUGAACAGGUAAGGUAGCUAAUAAUGGGAGAGGAUUUGUUGCUGUAGUACAAAUCCUAGAAAAGGUUUAGCUUUUGUACCCGUGAAGAAGAUAGUUUACCUGAAUUGUUAAAACAUCGUAUUUGACUAUAAAAAUAUGUGACUUUGAAGGGAAAAAGGUGUUGACUGAAAUAAUAAUAAUAAUAAAAUCAUCAGUAGCUACAUAAUAAAAUCCUAAUAUUCUUUGACAUUAUUAAAAUUAUGUCUUUUUUUUGCAAUUGGUACAAUGAAAUAAUUUAUCGUUUAUUUGAAUGACAUUUGUUUAUUUAUUUUGUCAAAAAAAAGUUUUGUCUUAGUCCCGUUUCAUAGGCCCUGAUAUAUUAUCAAUGUUGACAAUGUUUAUAAACAGGUUGUCCUGUGGUGUAGCCCAGCCCUGGCUGCCUGGGGCGGGUCCCAGUAUGUCCCUGCCCCCCUGCCCCCACCUCCCAUGCCCCUGAUCAGGGCUGAAUUUCCCAAAAGCAUAGAACUGUGCAACUGGAUGGGUCCAACCAUAUAAGUUGUUGACGGGAGCUUUUGGGAAACACAGCCCAGAAUGAAUAGGUAGAGGAUGGAUGGAUGGAAAGUGUGAACCGAAAUCUAUAUUGAACAGCGCAAGUAGCACAGCUGCCACAAAGCUAGUUUAAAUUCAAGAAUAAAUUUUUAUAUCAGUAUCAACUAAGAUAUUGAUAUAGAGUAUAUUUUUAAAGUAUAUUUUAUUAGAAAGAAUUGUUUCUCCCCUAUACCACAAAAAUAACAGAAAUAAUAGUUAUACCGCCACUUUAAAAGUAUAUGCUUAUAUUGACUUCAGACUAGAAUGUAUUUCAGUCCAUGUAUAGAUGAAGUUGCAUUUUAUUAUUAUUAUUAUUAUUAU